Molecule: messenger RNA, 684 nt
Organism: Sphenostylis stenocarpa
Lineage: Eukaryota; Viridiplantae; Streptophyta; Magnoliopsida; Fabales; Fabaceae
Source: the annotation of a GenBank genome assembly
AUGCGGAAACACAAUAACAAGCAUGAGGAGGCUCUCAGCCAUCAGAGAAUGAUUAUUGAGAUCCUUCAGAGAGAUAUUGAUUCCAAGAAUCGUAUAUUAACGGAGAUGGAGCAUAAACAUAGAGAGACACUUGCAUGUGUGCGAAGACUCAUUAUUGGGCUUGUGGAGAAUAUAAAUUGCAAAGAGAGAGAUCUGCUUGAAACGGAAUGCAAGUAUAAUGAAUCAAUGCACAUGGUUCAGAAGUUGAUGAAUGAGAGAGACAAGUUGCAUGAAAGAUGUCAUAAAGAUUCACAACAGGAGAAAGACAUGAAUGCUAAUAUGAAUCGUGACAUAGAAUGUAUAAAGAAAGAGGAUGGACAGAUUAGCAGGGAACGGGAGGAGAGUAAGGCCCUAAAUGAUCUACAAUCAAAUAACUUUAUUGAGGAGAUUGAAAAGCUGAAAACAGAGUUAGGAGGUCAGAGUCAUGCAGGAAGUGGUGGCGAUUGGAACAAGGAAAUUUCUAGUUUUAGAAAUCAACUAAAGGACAAAAUGGAAUACUUGGAGCUUGUGGAAAACCUUUACAGUUCUUUAGUAGUUAAAGAGCAGCAGUAUAGACAAGAACUACAUGAUGCUCGUGAAGAAUCUAUAAAUGUAAGAUUUCAUCCGUCCUUAUUCUACCACACUGCAGUGACAUUCUGUAAUUGA